CUUGCCACUGAACUCGCCGCGAAAAACCGGAGCUCCCUCUUGGCUCUGCGUAUUCGAGAAAGGCGUCUCCAGUUUCCAGACUUGUUUUAGAGCGAAAAACAGAGGCUCGUGACUCUGGGACUUCACCAUUAUUCAUUAAGAGAUCUCUCAAAAAGCUGGUCGAGGCUUCACAUGAAAGCCGUGGGAGGCUUUCUGUCGCCCGAGCAUCUGAAUGAGAAGUGCAUUGUAGUUGGUAUAUGAAGCUGAACUUGGUCUUUUUCGUCUCUGUGUUUCAGUAGAAGGCAGAGAAAGAUGAGCAGGAAGGUAAAAGCCUGUACAGAAUGCACCCAAAGAUGCUUACAUAUUCAUAGAAAGACUGGGAAUUUAUCAUCUGUUACGUCAUUCUUCAAAGUGAUGUUUGGAGAUCACUUUUCUGAAGUUUUGUACUUCCCGCCUAUUUUUGCUGCUACAGUGUCAAGGUUGGUUAAUAAAAAUGUUGUUCUUGAGGAUUCUCUUGGAGAACAAUGGAACGUUACAAUCUCUGAUUGCGAAGGAUCCCUUGCCUUUCAAGAAGGAUGGAAUGCUUUUUCAUCAGAGCAUGGCCUAGAAACUGGAGAUUUUUUGAUCUUCAAUCACAUUAUGGACUUGCACUUCAAUGUUAGUAUCUACACUAAAACUGGUUGUGAAAAAAUAGAGUUCCCUAAAAAGGGCAAUAUGAGGAAAAGAGCUAGUACUGGUCCUUUAUUUGAGACAAUAAAUGAAGGUUUGACAAAUCCGCAAGUUUCAUACCCCUCUGUGGGUUCUGAAUCCAAUAUGGCAUUAUCUCAAGACAAAUGUCUCAUGGCUGGUUCCCAAAACAUGAAUGUAAACUGGAACAAAAGGCCAAAGUACAGGAGGAAUGAUGAAGGGCGUGGACCUCUCUGUAAAACAGACGUCAUUGAUGAUUCAUAUUGUUUCAUCAACCAAAACAAGGAUGUAGGACUGGAGGAAAACAGAAGCCCCUUACUUGACUUGUUUUUAAUGGAAAUGCAGAUGGUCAAUCCCUCCACCAAGGAGAAUACCACAAAAAAUGUUGGUGAGGAUGAGUUAGAUCCUAACUGUACUUCCACUUCAGCGACUGCUGCAAAUGAUGCAAUCAUUGUCACCCUAGCUAACGAUGCUCCAAUAGAUAUAAAAGGAGAGAGGGAAGCAUUGCCUUUGGAUACAUGUGCUAACAAGAUGAUUGAUAAAAUUCAGUGUUUUGAGAAGGCUAACAUAAAGAUGAGCGUCUCUGACAACAAUCCUUGCCAUGACAAGACUAUUGAGGUUCCUUUUAUUUCAGCUGCAAAAAAUUCUGAUAGAGAUGUUGAGCGUUUUUAUGAAACACCAUUAAAAAUGGUAAAAGCCUGCCAGAAUGUACCAGCAAUAUGCAAUACACCAUCAACAAUUACAAGACACGAUCUGGGGUCUAAUGAGAAACGUAGUUCUUCCACCGAACAUUGCCGUAGUGUAAAACAGGAGUACGCUCCAAAUUCCUCAGAAGUUAGAAAAUGGGACGUGGCAAACAUCAUUAAGAAGGAACCAUUGGAAAUUAAAACUGAAGUGAACAACUUUGGAGACUCCAUUAAACAAAUACUGGAGCCAAAAGUCAUUAAGGAGGAGUACACUGAGAUGUCUAAUCAAAGUGGUAGAGAUAAUAAUGAUGACACUAAUUAUGAAGAUCCGAUCGAAACUCCAGCCCAUAUCUCCUGUAUAGUAGCUAAAGAUACUCUAUCUUUUCUGGAACUGCCGACAAGUUUGCACUUAUCAUGUUCGAGAGGCCGAAGAAAUCCAGAGAAGAAGAGGAUAGUGCUUCUUCGGGAUCCCAGAAAGAGAUUGUGGCCAAUUCUUUACCAUGAGAUGCCUAAUGUUAAAGUUCUAACAAGUGGCUGGGAAGCCUUUCGCUCUGGAAAUGAAAUCCAAUCUGGGGACGAGUGCUUGUUUCGCAUUGAGGACGAGGUCGAGCGCAUAUUUGAAGUUAGUAUUAGGAAAUGUAAAAACUAGUUGUAUCAUAUGAUUCUAGUGCUCUUUUCAUUUGGUUUCCUGCUCAUAUCUCUUGUUGAAAAAAAAAAGAAAAAGAAAAAAAGUACGAGUAUUAGUCCCGAGACGAUGGUGGAAAAUCAUGUUGUUGAUUACCAUAUUUGCUUGGCAUUCUCUCCAUAAAUAAUUUUGUAUGGAACUGGAAUAGUUGUAUUGUUUAUUCAAAUAGCACCAUAAAUACAAUGCAAUGACCUUCCAAAA
Molecule: messenger RNA, 2238 nt
Organism: Cucumis melo (muskmelon)
Lineage: Eukaryota; Viridiplantae; Streptophyta; Magnoliopsida; Cucurbitales; Cucurbitaceae
Exons: 8
Coding region: 292-2001 (569 amino acids)
Molecular function (GO): DNA binding
Source: RefSeq, a predicted model, not a curated record